AUGAAGAAAGUGGCAGUGAUUGAAUCUAUUAAUGGAAUAGAAUCGGAUCUCGAACUGCAGGUGAUAACGCCUGAUAACCAAGUGUAUGGCUCAACAGAAGAAUUGAAUUUAAUCGACAAAAAUGAUGGUUACGCUGUACCGAGACGCCAACUAUACUACAUAGCAUUUUGUCUUGACAUAGCUGCCUUUUUAGCUGCCUUGGAUGCUACCGUAGUCUCAACACUCCUUACUGUUAUAGCUUCGGACUUUGGUUCCCUUGGUCUGAUGUCGUGGUUAGCCACUUCCUAUUUACUUUCAUGUUCGGCGCUACAACCUAUAUAUGGAAAAUUGUCCGAUAUAUUUGGCAGGAAAAUAUUAUUGAUUGGCUGUUGUAUUUUCUUUGCCUUGGGCUGUGGCAUAUGCACUAUUAAUUCAAUAAAUGUGGUGAUUUUUGGUAGGUUCAUCACAGGGAUAGGAGGGUCAGGUUUAACAUGUUUGAGUACCAUUACAUUAUCUGAUCUUGUACCUCCUAGAGAUCGUGGUGUAUACCAAGGGUAUUUAAAUAUUUUCUUUGGAUUGGGUACAGCUACAGGCGGGAUGUUUGGGGGGGUUAUCAGUGAUUAUCUUGGCUGGAAGUACGCUUUUGGCUUACAAAUUCCAAUUGCCAUAUUUGUAGGUAUUGCAAUUUAUUUCAACCUCAAUUUACCAGAAGGGUCUCCCGGAUUGGGAGUUAGGGGCCAUAUAAGACAUAAAUUGAGCAAAAUCGAUUUCUUGGGGCUGUUUUUGUUAGUUUCUUCAUUAUUGAUAAUUUUGACAGUCGCUUCAUUGGCUGGCAAUACGUUGAAAUUGACCUCCAAGACUUUUGCCUUUUUGUGUAUUCUUGCUCUAGUACUAUUCUCAUGUUUUAUUCAUGUGGAAAAGAACACUUCCCAACCAAUAAUUCCUAUCGACCUUAUGAGAAUUAGAACCGUCUCGGCGUCGGCUUUGACCAAUUGGUUUUAUACUAUGGGAGUUUUCACUUACUUAUUCUAUGUUCCAGUCUAUUAUAAUUCAGUAAUGUCAUUCAGUGGUACCAAGAUAGGAACGAGAUUGAUACCCAAUUUUUUUGUAACUUCGAUAGGUUCAGUUGGGGCUGGUUAUUAUAUGAAACGUACAGGAGGCUACAGGAGGUUGGUGUAUUUUGCGGCGUUUUUAGCUAUUCUGGGGAUGUUGAACAUUCUCACUAUCACUCCAGAUAUAUCAAUUCCCAGACAGUUUUUGUUAAUUGUACCAGCAGGCUUUUCCUACUCCAUCAUUUUGACUACCACACUUUUAGCUUUGAUAUCGGCAGUACCAUCAAAAUUCCAAGCUGGCAUCACUUCCAUUCUGUACACAUUUAGAGCUACCGGGUCUACUUUAGGUGUAUCUAUGGCAUCAGCAAUCUUUCAUCAAGUUCUACAAUCUGCUUUGAAUAGAGAGAUUCCGAGUUUGGUUAAUGACAAAGCGUUAGCUAAAGAGGUCAUAGAGAAGGCUUUAGAAAGUACAGACUACGUAAAUGAAGCUCCUGAGUUCAUCAAAACUACUUUGAGAGAAUGUUAUGAUUGUGCAUGUAAGGGAGCAUUGUCGUAUGCAUUAGUAUGCAUUCUAUUGGGUGUUACUUCAUCACUAUUCAUGAAAGAGAACAGUUUAUCAAAAUCGAUCAAUAGACAAUAG
This is a messenger RNA of Yamadazyma jaroonii, 1671 nucleotides long. Lineage: Eukaryota; Fungi; Ascomycota; Pichiomycetes; Serinales; Debaryomycetaceae. The record is from the annotation of a GenBank genome assembly.